CUUUCCUCAAUUCGAUUUGUAACGUCGCUCGGUACGGUCGUUCGUCAGUGUGGUGUGGUCGCAGCCGCGCGUGUGUGUUUUGUGGUGAUUUGUGUGUGAAAAUUUAACCAAUCGGCUACACAGUGGUGUGAAAACGCAACGGCACUGCAUCGGCAUUAUACCGUGUUGCGCCGGUGUGUCCAGGUUGUGCUGAGGCCGCCGUGCCCUGAGGUCAGUUCCGCCAGCCCAGGCUUCUGCCCAGUUUAGUGUGUCAACAAAGCGCUGUUCUGGAAUUUCCGCUGUUGAACGGAAAGUCGAAUUCAUACCGUGUACUUCGGAUGUUGUGCGGCUAGCAAGCAGAGUGUGUGUGUGUGUGCUUCUGAUAAGUGCAUAUGUGUGCAUUUGUGUGUACAUAAUAUUAUCGUGUGUGCGUGCGUGUGGAUGUGCUAAGUGCAAGAAGUUCGCUCGAUGCAGCUGAUCACGCAUGCCGUGGUUGGUAGGGCCGUAGUAGUGUAGUACCGCGGGGCUGUAAGUGCAGCGAGCGCCCCAAAACGAAGCCUGUGCAGCAACAGGAAUCUCUCCAAAACGGUGCUCUCUGUCAUCCCGUUUGGGAGAGGGGGAGAGAAGUUAGACCCCUGCGUGGUGGUGUGAAACGUAACGUCGUCACCAUUCGAUCUCAACCGGGCGACUCACAGGAUUCGGGUGACGAGGAGCUUGCGCCUCGCACCGGUCCCUGUGCCCUGCCCCGCUCGACGGUGGCAGGAGGUGGAGGAGGAGGAGGAGGAGGAGGAGGAGGUGGAGGUGCUGGAAGUGGCGGAUUAGUGGGAGGAUAUCCGCCCGGCAACAUGUCGCUGAAUGGGCGCGAGCUGGUGAAGCAGCCGCCACCGGCCGACUACAACCAGAGCGUGUUGACGAUGCAGAAAUCGGUCACCAUCACGGUGACGCCGCAGCGCAGCAACUCGAUGGAUCUGCUCAACUUCGAGGAGAAGCGACAGCUGAUCGCGUCCUCGCUGUCACUGUCCGACAUACUGCACGUCAGUCCGGCCGCGGCGCACGUUGCCAAGGAGGUUGCCGCCAGCACGGUGAUUGCGACAAAAAAACAGAACGGCACCACGAUGCGCUCGAACAGCCUCAAUUCGGGCUCCCGGACACCGCCACUAGAGCGCAAAAGCAGCAAGUUCAGCGCCUUCGGCCGGCUGUUCAAGCCGUGGAAGUGGCGGAGAAAAAAGAAAAGCGAAAAGUUCGAGUCCACCUCAAAGUCGCUCGAGCGGAAAAUUUCAGUACGUGCCAACCGGGAAGAACUUGUACAAAAGGGCAUUCUGCUACCGGAAAGCCCUACAUCUGCACUAUCGAUAGCUGCCAUUUGCAUCAGUCCCACGGAAUCGGUUACGUGGUCCACCUCAGCUCACAGGCAGUUGCAAACCUUCCAUCAUCAGCCACCGCCGCCGCCACCCCCAAUGGCGUCGUUGCACUAUCGCAGUCCAAACGAGGAGCAAUACACGAUCUACAACUCAGUGAACGGAACGAACGGUGCCGUCCUGCCAAAUCUCGCAACCUCUGUCAACGCACCAAAUAGUACUAGCAUAGCGAGCAACAACGUGCCUUUAUCGCAAUCGGCCCAGCAGAUCAGCAGCCUCGGCGGCGGUCCGGGCGGUGUCGGCACCCCGGUUGGUUCACUCAACCUGUCGGCCAUCCUGGGCGGUGGCGGCGGCGGUGCUAUGGGUCCCGGAGGACAGCUGGUCAAUUCAUCCACCGGUGCGGGUGGUGGUGGUGGUGGUGGUGUAAUCGGUGCAAACAUGAUCAGUGGUAGUACGGCUGGCAGUGCGUUGGCCAGCAUUUUGACCGGAAGUGUUAGUUUAAGUGGUGGUGGUGGUGGUGGUGGAGGAUCUGGUGCCAGCGGGUCCAGUGGAAAUGGUGGACCAGGCGGGGGAGGUGCAGGUGGUGCCGGUGUCGUGCUAGUGUCCGGGCUGGCGCACUCACAAUCCGCCCAUCAGAUAGGGCAACCGCCGCCACCGUCCCUCGUUCACGCGCAGCUUGCCCCGCACCAAGCCCUUCAGCAGCAGCUACAGCAGCAUUUCGCGAACGUAGCCGCCAACGCCAGUGCCAACAUGAAUCAAGUUCAAGAUAAUCAAAGGAAAACACCACCGCCGGCCAAUGACGGCCAACAGCAGCAGCAUCAGCUGCAGCACCAUCAGAUGCAGCAGCAAACGCAAUCUCUCCAGGCGCAGCACCACCACCAGGCGCUGCAGCAGCAGCUCCAGCAGCACCACCAGGCGCAGCAGCAGGCCCAGCAGCUGGCCCAGCAGCACGGGCAGCAUGGCGGUGGCCACGGGCAUACCCACGGGGGGCACCAUGGGCUGCCUAAUCAUAUCGUGCUGUCGGAGCUGCCGGAACCGCCGAUUCCGGUGUCGGAGAUUGGUCCCAUCCCACCGCCGCCCAUGUUCUCCACGCCCAGCCCAACGCUGGCCGGGACGCGCUCGCACGGUUCCAGCGCGGGUGGCGUAAGCAUGGGAGGCAGUAGCGGUGGCGGCGGCGGCGGUAGCAGUAGCAGUGGUGGCGGUGGUGGCAUCGCGGGCGGAGGCCAACCACCGAAUGUGCAUUCCACUAGUAGCAAUAGUAGUAUUAUGAGUAACCUUAUACCGUUAGAUAUGAACGAUUACGACUACGACGAUCAUGAAAACAAUGAUCAAGAGGAGAUCGAUUCAGACGAAGACUACAUGUACCCGAUGUCCCAGCCGAACCCCAACAUUGACACGAACCGUAUCGACGAGAUCCCGGCCAAGGAACCGAACAUUAACGCGGUGCCAUUGAAGUCUGCGCUGAAGAAGAAAGGCUCCAACCCGGGAACCCCGACGCAGGACAAUCGUGCCCUGGCGGUACGAUACGACACCAAUCCACCGGCUGCCGCCACAAUCAAGCCAGUUUUACGACCACGGAUUAGAAUAUGUUCGCGACCGAUGCGUUUCCAAAUAGGCCUACCGAGCACGAUGGAAAACAAGGAAAACGCUCGCCCGUUUGUGAUCCGCGAGACCGGCGAUGACUGUGACCAGUCGGACGGGCCGAUCCACUACCGGGACGAGGAUGCGGACCGGGCGGCGAAAAUCGCGCGCAAGGAAAGUCUUUCCAUCAAGCUGGCACUAAGGCCCGACCGGCAGGAACUGAUCAACCGGAACAUCCUACAGCUGCAGUCGGACAACGAGAAGCAGGAAUCGAAGGAAGCGAUCGGUGCGCGCCUAAUCCGCCGGCUGUCAAUGCGCCCCACCGCCGAGGAGCUUGUCGAGCGGAACAUUCUCAAAACACAAUCGCCGGCGGAAGAGAAAAAGCAAAAGGAGGAAAAGAAACGCUAUCUACUGCGGAAGCUCAGCUUCCGGCCGACGGUCGACGAGCUGAAGGAGAAGAAAAUUAUUCGUUUCAACGAUUACAUUGAGGUGACGCAGGCGCACGACUACGACCGGCGGGCGGACAAACCGUGGACACGCUUGACGCCGAAAGACAAGGCCGCCAUCCGCAAGGAAUUGAACGAGUUCAAGAGCUCCGAAAUGGCCGUGCACGAAGGUAGUCGACAUCUUACCAGGUUUCAUAGGCCAUGACAACUGCAAGGAAGGAAGGCCAAACAGUGCAAGCAAUUUGCCAUUCAUUACGUUUUACAUUUCUCAUUAGAAAUUACUUCCAUCCAACGUCAGACCGUGUACAUCUGAGUGUGGCACCGCGCGCAACACGCUUUGGUUUGUUGUUUAUGGUAGGGCCGAUAACUCAACGCUUCGAUUAAGUUGUGAACAAGGAUCGCUUCCUGGGGCAGAGAGAGCAGCGCAAACGGUUCUUGCUGUGCAGCACCAACAUUUGUCCUUGGAGCUUUUGCCUUGGAGGACAAUGUUUGCUCCGGCGGGUUUCGCUGUAAAACUACUCGUUCUUGUAGAAGCCGCCCUUUCGGGACACAUUCUUGUUAAAAAGUACGCGGCAGAGCCAGUUGCUAGCAUGGUUACUAGUGCGGCACUGUAUUAGUAUUUCCCACCAGUUUACAUAACACAAAAAAAAACAAGAAAUCGGUUCGACAAAGAGAUUCCAGGAUUGCAACAUUUCCUUCAUAAUUCCGACCGAUGCCAAUUGAAACCUCGACGAUCAUCACAAUCAGACUAAUUUGCUCCUAAGCUUACAUGCAAGGUAGAAUUCCCGGUAACAUGAAGAUGAAUAUUUUAAACACCCAACCACUCUAGACGACUACUUACAACAGGUUGAAGUUAGUAGACAAACAUCCACGCAAAGACAAUUUCCCCCUCUGAGAAGGAAAUGCCACUCACGGGACUAUCUCAGCUUGGUUUCGCACAUACUGUAACUGUUAUUUGCAGUCAUGAUAAGCCCUGUGAUGAUUGCACGCGGCAGCCAUAUUGUACUAUUACACGCAGCGAAACCGCACAUUCUCGAUGAACGGUGGGCCCCAACGACGACACACACGAUCUAAUGAUUGAAGGUGCGCGCGUGUGUGUGUAAUCAGUAGCUUCUUAAAAAUUGCGACGCAAAAUGUUUUACUAUUUUCGCCAAUCGGUCGGUUAAAAUUAUUCGCAAUUACAUACACAGACAUAAAACGAGAAAGAUUGCAUUGCAAGUGUGCAGCAAAAGGAAAAGUGGUGUUAUCACAAGACAAAAUAUCCCCAUACUAAACAACGGUAGGGACAGCAGACGGAAAAAAAACAUCUAAAAUUGGAAACAAAACAAAAAAAAAGUAAGGAAAAGCUUGUUUUGAAGAGAAAACAAAAACAUAAAUGAGAAUAAUCAUACUGUGAUAAAGUUGAUGACGUUAGUAGAAUGUUACCGACAAGGAGGAAAUGCAAGCAUGAAAUGUAUGUAAGAGGGGGGACACAUUUUGCAAAAAGAAGGAAAAAAAUAACAAUUCGACUGUGCGACAUUGGGAAAAGUGAACGUUGUAGCUGGGCGUCGUUGGUAUUUGGAGGCAGACAGAACCGGAUAGGUGAAAAAAUUCAACAAAUUUCGACGACGGUGGCAAGGCAAGAGCGAUCCACUAGGAAUGAGAGAACAGAGCGUAGUACUAGAGCCGUUGUACGCGGAAGCUUCACGCACCGUUGUAGGAAGGAAAGCAAAAGCUAACCAGCUUGGUUAUGCUCAUCAAAUUGAGCAGAAACCGGCAGUAAUUGCAGCUUAAUGUGAGUUUUAGCAAUAGGCAACGGACAAGCUCCGAUAAACUUUGAGUACAGAUAAGAGCAGCAGCAGCAGCAGUAGCAGAAGCAGUACCAUCACAAAACAACAUCCAUACCAGUGAUUAUUAAAAGACCACGUGGUAACGGCGAUUGGGAUUCAGGAACUAGUUCAGUUCACAAUUAACGACAAAACUAUAGGUAUAUGCGUGUAUCACAGGAAACCAGGUGCAUUUUGUGCGCGAAAACACUCGAGUGGAGUGUAAUUGGUAUUACAAGUCGUACAUAACACGCUGCAUAAUAUAAAACAAACCUAUGCUUAUAAAUUCUUUGUGCAAACAUGGACGGAAGCAAAACCGUGCAACGUCUGCUAAAAUAAUACUGCGGUGCUGCUAAGAACACUACUGCUACUGCUGCUGCUAUUACUACUAACGCUAACACAACCAACCAGUACCAGAAAGCAAGAAACGAAAUCAUUACAUUGUACAUAUCCUGCGCAUGCAACUGGUGCAGACGGUUGCAGAGUUUUGAGAUCAUCCUCGGUGCGAACGUAUUAUUAAAAAUCCCAAAAGGAUGCGCCAUUCGGAUGCACGAAGCAUCGACAAAACAGGAUGAAGAAUCGGUGUUUACAUUUAGAAUCCCUUUACCAAUAGUGGAAUUUGGAAUCGUACUGCUACGUAAACUUCUUCACUUUUUCGACAGGUGUGAUCUAUUCACAUCGGCACGUGGAAAAAACGCGUAAGUGUUUAAUUUGAUCAAACACGUAGCAAAAGAGUGAAUGGUGGUGGGAUGCUGUUAUGCAAACCCGAUGAGGAAGUUAUAAAAUGGCAGCAAAUGGGGGGAGCAAAAUAGAAAAGGAAAAUAAACACAACGAGACAACAAUGCAAAUGGUAGAGAACGCAUGAAGAUACACAUUUUGAUAACAAAGCUAUAUCCAUCGUCUCAGAGAGUGAGGUAGAGAGAGAGUGAGAGAGUAGAGAGAAGAAAGAAGGGCGAGAGAGAUAUAGAGGAAACGGGAGAAGGAAAGAGAGAGGAAGAGAGAGUUAAUGAAUAUGAAAAUGUCAAACCGAAAUAAACAAGUCUUUAACAGUUGGAGUGAGAGUUAAUGCGUUUUAGACGAAGUCUGGCCACGAGACAGAUACGAGCCACUCGUGUUGUAAUGAUGGGUUGGGUGAAGCCAAGAGUAGUUGAACGUGAAGCAAUUUAUCGGACGACACGAAGGACUCGAGGAACACACUAAAUCAGGAGUGAAAAGCAAAUGCAAAGCGAUGUGUAAGAUACGAAAAAAAUUCAAAACAGAUAUUGUCUAAACAUAAAUACAGAACCCCCAUUACUCUCCUGAAUGGCGAAUGCAAAAUAUAAACAAAAAAGCAAGCAAAUGUGUUCGAUAACGACUACUUGGCUAUGGAAGGGGAAGGAAAAAAACAAAUAAAAGCAUAAACUAAACCAUAACCAUAAUCAAGCAUUAAAAGGCAUUUUGGUGAGCCAAAAAGAUAUUUGUAGCAAAAAGGGUGCGAUGCAUCACAAAUCUCACAGAAAGACACAAAACCAACAAACACACAUACACGACGCAACACACAACGCUCGUUAUGCGACAGGCAAAUAGAGCGCAUCUUUUAACGUUGGGUAAAGUGCGAUCUUUGAUUUUGUGACACUAUUUGAAGUAGCACAUUUUUUCAAUAAUUCUGUCGUUUACUAGCUUUGGCUAGGUGCAAAGCUUUACAUGAAGGCAUGAAACCUUUCGUUUCAUACACGUGUGUAAUUAAUCAAGUGAAGUGUGUUUGCGUUCAUUUGGUGCUUUGGAAGGCACGGUAAUUGGUGAUCUAAUCUUGCCUGACUGUGUGUUGUGUAUAUGGAUGACUUUAAUCAUGAAAAAGCUCGUUUGAUUGCUUUUCUUUUAGUUGUGAUGUUGCUGUGCACUGCAACAAAUUUCAGAGCCCGUGGCAUUAGUGUCCGUGUUGGAGCUGGUCCUCACAAUCGACAAAAUUAACGUUAUGUUUUGAAUGCCCUUCCACAGACCCGGGGCAAAAAACAAACAACUUCCAGAUAUAGUAUCGAAUCAUUCAAAGAAGAAACAAAACCCACACACCACCCAUACUCUCACUCAAUCACACGGACUACCAGAUACAUCCAGAGGCGGAAAACCAAGUGAAAACAUGAAAUAUGAAUUAUGAGUAUAAAAAUUUCAAAGUGAAAGUAACAGAAAUGAAACACACAUUAGAGUUUAAGUGUAAUACGUAUAAAUAUAUAUAUAUGAACAUAUAUAUUAAUAUCGAUGCAUAAACACAGAAGCAGGAAACGGUUGAUGAUGAUGCAAAGGAAAACAGCAGGCAAGUAUGAUGGGAAGGUGAGAUAAGUGCGGAAGAAUGUGUGGUAGGAUGAAUCGGUUACAAAAACCGUCGACAAAUAGGACGCAACAUGCUGUCCGGAGCGAAACAAAUCAAUAAUUUGUUAAGACAAGCAAACAAACAAACAAACAAAAAAGAAUACAAAACAAAUAACGACAAAUAAAUGAAACAGAAAAUGUAA
Messenger RNA from Anopheles coluzzii, 7658 nucleotides. Its product is annotated as AF4/FMR2 family member lilli. Bases 825 to 3569 code for a protein of 914 amino acids. Gene Ontology annotation, molecular function: actin binding. Gene Ontology annotation, biological process: actin cytoskeleton organization. The record is from RefSeq and is a predicted model, not a curated record. The transcript is spliced from 12 exons. NCBI's taxonomy places the organism in Eukaryota, Metazoa, Arthropoda, Insecta, Diptera, Culicidae.